AUUGCCAAGAUUAUUCUUGGCUAUUUUUAAAAGGUUCUAAAUAUGUCUUCUAUACGUGUGUGUUAAAUUUAUGUACUGUUGGUGUGUUUUUACUGUUGUAACAGGAAAAGCAUUCUGACUUCUUUUAAAAUGAGCAAUCAUAUGUAUAAUCAACUUGGUUAAAACUUCCUUCCUGGUAAGUGCAGCACUUCCUUUGCAUCUGGGUAUGAGACCGAGCAAGAAAAGCAGAACAGCUUAAACAAAGAAAUCUUUUGUGUGAAUGAUCUUCCUUAAAAAAAAUAGGAACUACAAAAAUUUAACAAAUGAAUAAUCUUCAGCAAUUCAGCCUUGGUUUUAUAAACAGAUUUCUUCUGGCAUGGAGUUGGGGGAUCAUGAACAGCCCGUUGUUAUGAGAGACGAAAACAAACGAAGGAGAAGAAGAAUGAAACCUCAUUGUACAUCGAGUAGUUUUUCAUCCAUGGAACUGAUACCCAUUGAGUUCAUUUUACCUACAAGCAAUAAACACACGAAAGCACCAGAAAUGAUGUUACUUGAAAUAGCUGGCAACUGUACGGUGGAGCAAAUGAAGGCACAGGUUUGGAUGCGUGCAAUAGAGACGAGUCAAACCACAGACUUCUACCAUGCAUUCACCCCUGAUCAGUUUAUUCUGCAGUAUCAGAAGAAAGGGCAAUGGUAUGAAAUUUAUGAUAAACAUCAAGUGUUACAGACAUUGGACUGCAUACUGUACUGGAAGGUGUUACAGAAGAAGGUAGGCAAGAUCUAUGUUGUCCAGAAACAAAAACCAUCAGAAGAAGUUCAGGAAUUUCAGCAGCAACUUAAUGAUUUGAUUGGUUAUGAUGUCACUGAUGUAAGCAAUGUACAUGAUGAUGAACUAGAAUUUACCCGGCGCAGAUUAGUCACUCCACGAAUGAUAGAGGUAGCCUGCAGAGAUCCUAAAUUAUAUGCAAUGCACCCAUGGACUACAUCUAAGCCACUCCCAGAAUAUUUAUUUAAAAAGAUCACUAAUAAUAAUAUUUUCAUAGUCAUACAUAGAGGAACGACUAGUCAGAAAAUUAAAGUGUCAAUAGAUGACACUCCAGAUAUGAUUCUCCAGAGCUUUUUCACAAAAAUGGCAAAGAAAAAGUCUUUGAUGGAUAUUCCUGAAGAUCACAGUGAACUGGAUUUUGUUCUCAGGAUUUGUGGCAGAGAUGAGUACAUUACUGGAGAGACACCAAUCAAAGAUUUUCACUGGAUAAGACAGUGCCUUAAGAAUGGGGAAGAAAUCCACCUUGUCCUCGACAAUCCCCCAGACCCGAAUGAAGAUGAGGUUCAGAAGGAGGAAUGGCCCUUGGUGGAUGAUUGUACAGGAGUUACAGGGUAUCAUGAACAAUUGACAAUAGAUGGAAAAGAUCAUGAGAGAGUCUUCACUAUCUCUUUGUGGGAUUGUAAUAGGAAAUUUAGAGUGAAAAUAAUUGGCAUUGAUAUCCCAGUUUUACCAAGAAAUACUGAUCUUACUGUGUUUGUAGAGGCUAAUAUUCAACAUGGGCAGCAGCUCCUUUCACAGAGAAGAACUUCAUCAAAGCCCUUUACUGAGGAGGUUCUAUGGAAUAUUUGGUUGGAGUUUGAUAUCAAAAUCAAGGAUUUGCCUAAAGGAGCGCUCCUGAAUCUUCAGAUAUACUGUGGCAAAGCACAGGGACCAUCUGCAAAGACAAACCUUCAGUCACAUGAAUCCUCCAACUCUGAUGCAAAAUACAAAACCCAGCUUCUCUAUUAUGUAAAUCUUUUGCUGAUAGAUCACCGUUUCUUGCUACGAUGUGGGGAGUAUGUGCUCCACAUGUGGAAAAUUCCUGGUAAGGGGGAAGAACAAGGAAGUAUAAAUGCAGACAAACUCACAUCAGCAACUAACCCAGAUAAAGAAAACUCAAUGGCUAUCUCUAUUGUGCUGGACAAAUACUGUCACCCGAUUGCCUUGCCCAAGCACAGGAUAUCAUCAGACCCCCAGGGGGACAGGACCCGAGCUGAAAUGCCCAACCAGCUCCGCAAGCAACUUGAAGAGAUCAUAGCAACUGACCCACUUAAUCCACUUUCUCCAGAGGACAAAGAACUGUUGUGGCACUUUAGAUAUGAGAGCAUAAAGCACCCCAAGGCAUAUCCUAAGCUGCUUAGCUCUGUGAAAUGGGGACAACAAGAAAUAGUGGCCAAAACAUACCAGUUGCUGGCUAAAAAAGAGGCUUGGGAUCAGAGCACUUUAGAUGUUGGACUCACAAUGCAACUUCUGGACUGUAACUUUUCAGAUGAAAAUGUCCGAGCAAUGGCAGUUCAAAAACUGGAAAGUUUAGAAGAUGAUGAUGUUCUUCAUUAUCUUUUACAGCUUGUGCAGGCUGUGAAAUUUGAGCCAUAUCAUGACAGCGCAUUAGCCAGAUUUUUGCUGAAACGUGGUUUGAGAAACAAAAGAAUUGGUCACUUCCUGUUUUGGUUCUUAAGAAGCGAAAUUGCCCAAUCCAUGCACUACCAACAGAGGUUUGCAGUCAUCCUUGAAGCCUACCUUAGGGGCUGUGGAAAAGCAAUGCUGCACGAUUUCAUGAAGCAGGUUCAAGUAAUUGAAUUGCUGCAUAAAGUCACAAUGGAGAUUAAAUCAGUUUCUGCAGAAAAGUAUGAUGUUACUUCUCAAGUUAUUGCACAGCUGAGACAAAAACUUGAAAAAUUACAGGGCAGCAAACUUCCAGAAAGUUUUAGAGUUCCAUAUGAUCCUGGGCUAAGAGCAGGAGCGCUAGUGAUAGAAAAAUGUAAAGUAAUGGCGUCCAAGAAGAAACCCCUCUGGCUUGAAUUUAAAUGUGCAGAUCCAACAGCUCUGUCAAAUGAAACCAUAGGCAUCAUCUUCAAACAUGGAGAUGACCUCCGUCAGGACAUGCUAAUUUUACAGAUUCUUCGAAUUAUGGAAUCCAUUUGGGAAGCAGAAUCCUUGGACCUCUGUUUGUUGCCAUAUGGUUGCAUUUCUACAGGGAACAAAAUAGGAAUGAUUGAAAUUGUGAAAGAUGCUACAACAAUUGCCAAAAUUCAACAGAGUACAGUUGGGAACACUGGUGCAUUUAAGGAUGAAAUAUUAAACCAGUGGCUUAAGGAAAGAUGCAUGAUUGAAGAGAAGUUUCAGGCAGCUGUGGAAAGAUUUGUUUAUUCUUGUGCUGGAUACUGUGUGGCAACCUUUGUACUUGGAAUAGGAGACAGGCACAACGACAACAUCAUGAUUACAGAAACAGGUAACCUUUUCCAUAUUGAUUUUGGCCAUAUUCUUGGGAAUUAUAAAAGCUUCCUUGGAAUUAAUAAGGAGAGAGUUCCUUUUGUGCUGACUCCAGAUUUUCUGUAUGUCAUGGGAACUUCUGGAAAGAAGACAAGUCUCCAUUUCCACAAAUUUCAGGAUGUAUGUGUGAAGGCUUAUUUAGCUCUCCGACACCACACCAACCUGCUGAUCAUCCUGUUCUCCAUGAUGCUGAUGACUGGAAUGCCCCAAUUAACCAGCAAAGAAGAUAUUGAAUACAUCAGAGAAGCACUGACAGUAGGGAAAAGUGAAGAAGAUGCCAAAAAGCAUUUUCUUGAUCAGAUAGAGGUUUGCAGAGAUAAGGGCUGGACAGUGCAAUUUAACUGGUUUUUGCAUCUUGUGCUUGGAAUCAAACAAGGAGUAGAAAAACAUUCUGCUUAAUAUUUUAUGUAAAUUAACUGUGGGUGUGAAUAGGAGGUUAGUGAACCUACAUGUUAUUUCUCAAUUAUGAAUAAAUGAGCAGUCAAAAUUGCCUUUACUCUUCUGGCAGCUUAAAUGGAUCUUGUAAAAAGGUAAGGACUUUACUCUGCCCCUCCAGAAGAUCUUCCUGUAGAUAAUAUUUUUUUUCCAUUUCUAAUGACACUUCAAGUUGCUGGAUUCUUUUAGUUCCUUUGCUGUUUUGGCUUGGAUUUUUUUUUUCCUUCUUUAGCAAUAAUUUCAGAUAAAUAUAAGGAGGAAGUUGAGUAAGAUGAUAACCUACCCCUAUGACCUUAAUUGUUCAUGAGGGUCAAGUCCUUCAAAACCAGAAUUUAUGUAAAAUCUAUGGUUAUAGUGAAAUCUCUGUAGACAAUCCAUAUGUGUCUCAGGAUGGUUUAGACACAAAUGUUCUUCAUCUACAUCCUCUCUUUUGUCCCCUCCUCAGCAUUUUGUCCUUUCUGGAUUUUUAAUAUGUUGUCAAUAGUAAAGAGCUUUGGCUCUGCCAUUGAGGGAAAUUGCCUUAUUGUUAUUGUGACCUCCUCACACAGACAGCCAAUCUUGACUGCCAGGAGAACUUCAUAGUUACUGGGAAGUUCCUCAGAUUUGAACAUGAAGUUCUGAAGGUUUAAUUUCUAAAGAUUUUUUUUACUGUACUUUUUAGUGGGUAACAUCCAUAUUAUAUUACAGAUCAUAUUCUUGGUGUAAAGUUAUUAAAAUUCCACCUGUAUAGGAAAAGCUUUGUAGAAAAAGCAAUGGUACUUCCUUAUCCCUCAGAGAAAACUCCUUAUCUAAGAGUAAUUGACACGUUACCAAAUAUCUGAAAAACCCAAAGUUAUAUAUUCUUUGGUGAUAUAUUUUCAGGAUAUACCUAGAAGGAAUUAAAUGUAUUCUUUGAAGUCGUGUAUAUUUUGCUAUUUAUUUUCAAAUUCCUGAAGAAACAAUACUACUGAAAAGCUAUUUAUGAAAGAAAAAACCCCCUUGUCUUUAAUUUCAAUAUUUAAACUUGAAAGAGGAAAAAAUGGGCAGUGUAAGUAGAAUUUUACCUCUCUACUGUAGAUUGCCUGCAAAUCAAGUCUGCCUAUGGUAGGAAAGCAAAAAGACAUAUAGCUUGAAUUAGUCUUUGACUUGAGUUAUUAUGGUAUACUUCUUGCUAAUUGAUUGUUACCAAAGAGAGAAGAUGGCUUAUAAUAUUGCUUUUUUGCACUUGUGCCCAUGUAAUUUCUUCCUUCAUUGUAGUGUUACAUGGGCUUUACAUUGCGUAUAAAUGAUUAACUGAAUUUUAAAAUUCUGUUAUCAUUUGCUUUGAUCAUUUCACAGAACUGUUAUGAUUUUAACUACUGCUACAACUGAGUGCAUUCUUGAAGGAUUUUUAAUAAAUGUACUGUAAUCAGUGUCUCAGUUAUGAGAUGUAGCCAAUCUAUUCUUAAAAUGUAGAUGUUUAAUUGUUUACUGUGCACAGGUAUUUUUGAUGUAAAUGGUAGACUCCAGUUUAAGAUUAAAAUGUAGACUAUUUUGUUAUUCUGUUACAUUAUCAUUCUGAGCAAGAUAGGCUUUAGAUCAUACUGAAAUAUAAACUAAAUGAUGAAUAUUGUCUGUAAAAUUAUAUUUUUAGAUUUGUAUUUUAUAGAUCUGAAAUAAAUUGAUAUGUUCUAAUAAUUU
Molecule: messenger RNA, 5371 nt
Organism: Zonotrichia albicollis (white-throated sparrow)
Lineage: Eukaryota; Metazoa; Chordata; Aves; Passeriformes; Passerellidae
Gene: PIK3CG
Product: phosphatidylinositol-4,5-bisphosphate 3-kinase catalytic subunit gamma
Biological process (GO): phosphatidylinositol-3-phosphate biosynthetic process; phosphatidylinositol 3-kinase/protein kinase B signal transduction; cell migration
Cellular component (GO): plasma membrane; cytoplasm; phosphatidylinositol 3-kinase complex, class IA
Molecular function (GO): 1-phosphatidylinositol-4-phosphate 3-kinase activity; 1-phosphatidylinositol-3-kinase activity
Source: RefSeq, a predicted model, not a curated record